CUUUGUGCGUCUUUUGAUGGAUGCAGGCAGAGCAGGGAGUGUGUAUCAGGUGUAAUGUGUACAUAAAUUUGUUGAAUCUUAUAAACAGUGAACUAUAUUGAAUUAUCGCUAAAUAGUUUUUAAAAAAAUUGCCGGAAUUUUAGUAACAUUUGCCAUAGUUUCUAUAAUAAACUAAAAUCACGAUGAAAGACUCAGAGGAUCUAGAACUUCAAGUCAACGCCGAGGAAAUGUGUCGCACUUGUUUGGGUCAAUUUCCGGCUGGCCAGCUGAAGCCGAUAUUCUGCAACGAAAUUUUGGACGGCAAAAUUGUUCCCUUCCCCAAGGCUCUGGAGUCAGUCGUGGGUGUGAAGCCAGCGAAAAAUGAAAUCUUCCCGAAAAACAUUUGCACCGAUUGUAAAAGUAGAACAAAAGAGCUGUAUUCGUUCAAAGAGAAAGCAUGUAAAUCAUUCGAUCUACUGUACGAAAUAUUCGGAAUUGAAAAACCUUCGCUGCCCAUCCCGUCCCAAGCAAUGAAGAAGGAAGUCAAUGUAACAGGCACUCAAACAAAGGAGAUGGUUGUCCAAAUAGGCGAUCUGGAAUCUUACAAUCGGUUUCUGACGAUUGAAAAACCAUCAGAACCGACUAAAAAUGAUUCAGCUUGCCAGGUUGCCCCCGAAACCGGAGAAUCGAUUUGUCAAACGGAACCAACCGAGUCGAAGCCGAAAAGGGAUGUUUCCACCCAAGUGGAUCCUCCUUUGGACCCGGUUGAGAUUUCUGAGAACAUCGAAGUUGAAGCGGACGUAUCAAUUCGGGCGGAUGAGUCAUUCUAUGUCGAAGAGACCGAAUUGGAUCCCGACGAAAGCUAUACCAGUGUGGACGUGAUUGAUGACAUUGAAGAUGUAGAGGAGGAUGUCGAUAAUACGGAGCUGAUAGUUGACGAUAGUAACAUGCCAGAGCUUCUGGCGCAGGAUGAGUUUGAUUUCGAUGCAGUCAACAAAGCGAAUCCCAAGGAAAAUGAUGAUGAAAAUGAUGCAACCGAUGCUAUUCAAUUUUUAACUUAUGAAGUCGUUCAACAAGAUGAUCAUGAAAUGGUCACCAAAACCGUCAAAAAUCUCUCCAAACCCGAAUCCAAGGAAAAGUUUGAAAAUGAAUGCACUUACUGCAACUUUGUGACAAACAACAAAACCGCUUUCAGUAACCAUUAUGCCAUCCACCAGCAAACCAUUGAGUACAUCUUCGAAAGAGUGGACUACUAUCGAUGCAUGAAUUGCAAAUCAGUGUACCUAACUACGAUAGGGCUGGAAAAGCACUUCACUGAUGAGCCGUGCGCUCCGAUAGAGCUGGACAAUUUGGAAGAGUCACGCGAUGCGAUCAAACAUGAACAGUUCUACAGUCACGGCAUUAGCAUUUGCCUACCGAGAAUAAAAACAUUUCACAUGAACGAAAGCUUGCAAAUUGUUUGCAGUUUGUGCAGUUCAGUAUUUAUGUCCCUCUCCGAUGCUUUGAAUCAUUAUUCUCUCGCACAUGAUCACGAGGAGCCCGAUACCGAAGACCUUGCUGCUUUUUGGGACAACUGCGGAUACAACAUGGUUCAUCAAUGCGGAAUAUGUAACGAACAGUUCGCAGACGCAAGUUUCAUCAGGCAACAUAUCUACUUCCACAAGACGAAACACGAUUGCCCUUAUAAUUGCUUAGAAACAUAUCGGGAUUUCUUAAAAUUGACACACCAUUUGAGCCGAAGCCAUUUGAAGAACGCAUGCAGUUUAUCCACAGAGGCAAGAGGUAUUCUGCAGCCUGCAUUUGUUUGUCAAAUUUGCUCCAAAAGAUUCACCUCGGAAUCAACGUAUAAGUUGCAUACAAAGAAUCACUUCGCUGACCGUCGCUACACGUGCACCAUGUGCCCGAAAGCGUUCCUGCAAAAAUGUGAUCUCACUAUACACAUAAGAUCGCACACAGAUGAACGGCCCUUUGCGUGCACCUUUGCGGAUUGCGACAAAAAGUUCCGAACUUCAAGCCACCGCCGGGACCACAUGUCCACGCACGUCGAGGAGAAAAAGUACAAAUGCGAUAUCUGUCUCAAGCACUUCAAGGCGGAGAGAAUUCUCCAGGGUCACAUGAAGCUUCACUCUGGAUUCAAACCAUUCGAAUGUGAGGAAUGUGGGAAAACAUUCAGUCGAAAGCAUCAUGUGAAGCUUCACAUGAAAACGCAUGGAAAGAAUUGAAAAUUGAAUUAAUAUUAGCAAAUCAGUUAUCAAUUACGAUGUCUAAGCCAAGUUAUGUUUGCAUUCGUACAUCAUGAGGUUAACGAUACUUUCAGGAAAGUCGUAAAAGUUUCUAAGAGCGGGACCGAGAAUCAAACCACCCAGCCACCUUCAACAUGGUCUUACUUGGU
Molecule: messenger RNA, 2371 nt
Organism: Armigeres subalbatus
Lineage: Eukaryota; Metazoa; Arthropoda; Insecta; Diptera; Culicidae
Product: zinc finger protein 84-like
Exons: 6
Coding region: 183-2201 (672 amino acids)
Biological process (GO): regulation of DNA-templated transcription
Cellular component (GO): nucleus
Molecular function (GO): DNA-binding transcription factor activity, RNA polymerase II-specific; zinc ion binding; RNA polymerase II cis-regulatory region sequence-specific DNA binding
Source: RefSeq, a predicted model, not a curated record